Polistes dominula (European paper wasp) is the source of this 8871-nucleotide messenger RNA. It is a transcript of the gene SLO2, whose product is annotated as slowpoke 2. Gene Ontology annotation, biological process: potassium ion transmembrane transport. NCBI's taxonomy places the organism in Eukaryota, Metazoa, Arthropoda, Insecta, Hymenoptera, Vespidae. The record is from RefSeq and is a predicted model, not a curated record. Gene Ontology annotation, molecular function: outward rectifier potassium channel activity; intracellular sodium-activated potassium channel activity. Gene Ontology annotation, cellular component: plasma membrane.
AAAAGCUCUACAAUGUACCGCAGUACGGGACAGCGAGUCAGACAACUCUCGUGGUAGUGUUGGUGGUAGUUUUGUUGGUGGUAUUGGUGUUGGUGGUAUGAGAAAAGCAAGCAGCCAUCUAGGAACACGACUUAUUAUUGGUCAAAAUUUUCACACAUUCGAGGAAAAGAACAAACAACGUCUUUUUUUUAGUGCAUAAUAAUUGUUUUUUUUUUUUUUUGGUAGGGCCAAAACGUUAGAAUCGAAUUCGGCCAUUUCCAAAUACCUUCAGUCAAUUGGAAAUCAAUUGAGUACUUUUAUUUCCUUGUUCACGAAAUUAUAUAUACUCUCACUCUCCCUUAUUUCCUCCCUUUCUACUCCUAUCACCCUUUCUCUUUGUAUUUUCGUGUGAAUUUCACUGUCAAAGUAUUCGGCGUUGUUUCGAUCCAAAGCUUUUAGCUGGCUUCCGCCCUUUACCUAUCUCGUGACUGUGAGUGUUUUAGAAGGAAGAAUUCCUUUUCUUAUCAUAGUUCUAAUGACGAAAGGGACGAAUGACACUUAGGGAGAGAAGAUAUUAACUUGAGUACCCUAUAUUAGGUUAAUCGAAAGAAUAAUAUAAUAUUAUUUAUAAAAUUUACUUUUAUUUUCUUAUUACGUGUCUCAUCCUAUGAGAAUUAUUUUUCUUGAUUAAUCGAUCAGAAAUGUAGAAAUGAAGGGUUUUUUUUGUACAAUCAGUUUGGAGUAUAAAUCGUCAAAUGAUUUUUAUUCGUAAUGCAGUGACACAGAAAAAAAGAAUCAAGGCACGCUGUUAACUGGGACAUCUUCAUAUACCUAAUACACACACACACACACAUAUAUAUAGAUAUAUAGAGCAAACCUUUUUUCAAAUCAGCAUUGAUCGUUGUGAAUUAUUGUUGAUACUAUUAAUAACAUUACUAUCAAUUGUUGUUAUUAUUAUUACUAUUAUUAUUCAGGGAAAGUAAUUAAAGUCAGUUUGUGGGAGUCAAAUGGUUAGGGUGGGACGUUGAGCAUGCCCACGGCUCAAGUAUGAAUGAACGUUUUCAAGUAACGUGGUGGUAGUGGUGGUGGUAGUAGUAGUAGUGAUCUGCGUAAGAAUCAAAUCGCGUGAGCGUGCGUGUAGCAAAAAAAAAAUGUGUUAGCAGCAAACAUUGGUGUUGCAUCCAUGUUAUCGGAGAAGUUAAGUAUAAUUUAUAGUUGUUAAAGUACGGUAAGAACGUUGAAAGUAGUUUUUGCUACCGGUUGACCGUGACCUUCACUCUUUUCUCUUACUCCCACAAGCAAAGCAUUUUAUGACGUAUCCAGGUCAGUCGUGGAAAACUACGAAGCGAAUUACUCGUUUUCUCUCAGUUUUCUCGUUGUUGACGUAUCGUGCGGAUCGUUGAAAAAAAAAAUAAAAAAAAAAACCGGAGUAAGAUCAUCAAUUUUUUGAGGCAAGUAAUCAGUAAAUUUUGUAUUUCUGAACCGCCAUGAUCCCCUUUACAAAAUGAUCUCUGUAAUAGUGUUUAGAAGUGGUAUGUACGUGCGCGCGCGUACAACCAACACACCACAUUGUUCCUAGUCAUCCAAAAAAGAAACACGCGCGAAUUUUAAUAGGAACCCGAUGAUAACGUUGAAUAACAAAUAUUUUUCUAAUCUUUGAUAGAUCCAAACGUGUUGGUGACGAGUUGUGAAUAUAUUUCUCGAGAAUAAAUGAUUUGAAAAAAAAAAAAAAUGAAAAGUUGUUUAAACGUUCGAUAUUAAUAAUAGGAUUUUUGUAGAUAAAUUAUUUAACGCGUAUAUGUCAGCUGUUGCAAGAUAAUCUACUCGUUUUUUUAAUAAUUGCGCAAGAUUUGUUAACAACUCUAAUUGUUUUUAUUAUUAAUCAAAGUAUUUAAUGUUAAAUUGUUCAAACAUUUUGCAUACUUUCUUACAAAAUAGUUACAAUGUUAAAUCUAGUUAAUAUUGAAGAUAGUUAUUGUUGAAUUAGGGCAUCGUCGUGUGUUAGUUUGUUACGUGCCCAUUAUAUAAAAUAUUCUUGUUGAAAAAAAAAAAUCGUAUUUGGGUUAAAAAAGUUUGUAAAAUCCAAGGAACGAGGGUUUGAAAUUUGAUGUCGACUUUUACACGUCUUUUCAGUAAACGUAAGAAGAAAUUCGAUUGGAUAGUUUUAACACGUACGAGAUUAUUAUUCAGAUUGUAAAAGGAUUUCAUGAAUGUGUUAAAAGCUGCAAUAAUUUUUUUUUUUUUUAAACGAACGGAAGAAAAAUAAAAAUCAACGAGACACAUUAAUAAUACUUUAAAUAUAGUUUUACCUUUAUACGUAGUAAGUAUAAUAAAUAUAAAUGAGAUAGAGUUAGCACCUUAUUUCUCGGUUUAUAUCGUGCGAAUGAUCGAUCAGAGUUAUUUCAACAAAUUGAAAAUUUCCUUGUUAGGAGGGGUAGUAGGUAUAAAUCUAAUUUUUAUGCAAAUUGGAAUAGAACGAAUGUGAGUUAGGUGAAAGGGAAUAAUACGUCAUUGUCACUCGUUCUUUUUACCCUCUCGUUCUAUCAUUCGAAAACUAUUUUCUUAAACACUAUUCUAAAAAUAGAAAUAUUCUAAGAAAAAAGAUAAGAAAUAAAGAAACAAAUAAGAUAAUACAAGUAAAAAAAAAUCGCGAUAAAACGUAAAGAUACAAAAGUAGAAAAGGGGUAGGAAAAGCAAGUACUCGGUGAAAAAAGAAAAAAAAAGCUCGAAGUUCCGAGGGAGUUUCAUCAUGAAAGGAAGCGCUACGUGCGAUCGAUGCAGUAAUCGAUGCCAGGAUCAAAGAACAAAUUGGAUAAACAUAAGAGAGGACCGCCUAAGAUCGAGAUAUCUGUCACGGGGUUAUCGAACGAGGAGAGCAAAGUGAAAUUAACGAGAAAAAUUGAUAAAAAUCAAAAUCAAAAUCAAAAUCAAAAUCAAAAUCAAAAUCAAAAUAAAGAUGACGAGGAAACGUUUAGAUCGAACAGAUCUUUUUCUAACGAAUCAAAGAUAGGACAAAUAAUUGGUUUAUUGAGGAAACGUAAAAAGCCUCGGGACCCGCUUCCGGGUGCUAACGCGUCAUCGACGGUACCCUUGCUCGAAAUGGGAGCCCGUGGAUGGGAUUAUGAAGCUUUACCAGAAUUGCAUACUUCAACCGCGGUUACGCCAACUUCGACACCACCUAAUGCUCAACAAAAAACUCACUCCCCUAAGGUUUAUUUUCAAACUGAUAAUUUGGCCUCUACGAGAAGACGAAGUAGUUCGAGAUUAAUCGUACCCCAGACGUCAUGCAGAAGAAGAAGUCGAAGUAUGAGUGCUUGGAGCGAUUUAUCUAGGUCAUCUUUCAGAUUGGACGAAAGAGUUCGCGUCGAGUAUUACGUUAACGAGAAUACCUUCAAGGAACGGCUCCAGUUAUAUUUCAUCAAGAACCAACGAUCGAGUUUAAGAAUACGACUGGCCAAUCUUUUCUUCAAACUUCUGACAUGUUUCCUUUACAUAUUCCGAGUUAUAAUCGACAACGAUCCGACCUUCGCAGCAUGUUACGGAUGUAUGCCAGGAAACAAAACGGAAUUUUUAGCAUCGCAAAAUUUAACCGAAGAAGAAUUUCAGGAACAUCCAACCAUCAAUUGGGACGCAAUCCUAUGGGUAAGAAGACCAUUGGAACUUUGGAUCGUACAGGUGAUCCUAGCUAUGGUUUCACUCACGGAAGCCUUGUUACUUGCUUAUCUUGGCUACAAGGGUAACGUCUGGCAGCAGCUUCUAUCAUUCCACUUCAUAUUGGAGUUAGUCAACACUAUACCUUUCACGAUUACGUUAUUAUAUCCACCUAUGAGAAAUCUGUUCAUCCCGGUAUUCUUAAAUUGUUGGUUGGCCAAACAUUCGUUGGAGAAUAUGUUUAAUGAUUUACACAGAGCUAUGCAAAAAUCUCAGUCAGCCUUGAGUCAACAAUUAAUGAUUCUUAGUGCAACGUUACUGUGCCUUGUCUUUACUAGUGUAUGCGGAAUUCAGCAUUUUCAGAGAGCAGGGCAUAGGCACUUAAAUCUGUUUCAAAGUACGUACUUUGUCGUGGUAACAUUUUCUACGGUAGGUUAUGGAGACUUCGUGCCCGAUAUUUGGCCCUCACAACUUUAUAUGGUUAUCAUGAUUUGCGUGGCACUCAUAGUAUUACCAACUCAGUUCGAACAGUUGGCUUUUACCUGGAUGGAAAGACAAAAGUUGGGUGGCUCCUAUUCGUCGCACAGAGCUCAAAGCGAAAAACACGUAGUUGUUUGCAGUACAACACUACACGCCGAUACGAUCAUGGAUUUUCUAAAUGAAUUCUACGCUCAUCCAUUGCUGCAGGAUUAUUACGUCGUCCUGUUAUCACCUAUGGAACUCGACACGACGAUGAGAAUGAUCCUGCAAGUGCCUAUAUGGGCACAAAGAGUGAUUUAUAUUCAAGGAUCCUGUUUGAAAGACGGUGACCUAGCCCGUGCCAGGAUGAACGAGGCGGAAGCUUGUUUCGUCCUUGCUGCGAGAAAUUACGCUGACAAAACGGCUGCCGACGAGCACACGAUACUAAGGUCGUGGGCAGUUAAGGAUUUUGCACCAAAUGUUCCACAAUACGUUCAGAUCUUCCGUCCGGAGAAUAAACUUCACGUGAAAUUUGCGGAACACGUUGUUUGCGAAGAUGAAUUCAAAUACGCCCUUUUAGCGAAUAAUUGUACUUGUCCCGGUGCAUCGACCUUGGUAACCCUACUGUUGCAUACAUCGAGAGGACAGGAGGGACAACAGUCACAAGAGGAAUGGCACAGGCUCUAUGGCAAAUGUUCCGGCAACGAGAUUUACCAUAUAAUCCUAGGAGAUUCACGAUUCUUUGGGGAAUACGAGGGCAAGUCCUUCACCUACGCGUCCUUUCACAGCCACCGGAAAUACGGCGUUGCCUUGGUUGCAGUCAGACCGGCCGAACUUCCCGAAUUUUACGAAGACACUAUUCUACUCAAUCCCGGUCCAAGGCACAUAAUGAAAAAAACUGAUACGUGUUAUUACAUGAGUAUUACAAAGGAAGAAAAUUCAGCCUUUGUUGUGGCAAAUCAUCAAAGUGCAGCUGAACCUACACAGGUAGUCGUAGAGACGAAAACAGACGCGGUGAAUUCUGGUAGCACGACAGGUAGUGGUUCGACUACGACAAAUACCAACACAACUACAACGAGCAUCACUACGACAAUGACAUCUUCGAGUACAGCAGCCACGACAACAACCACCACUGCAACAACCACAACAACCCUCUCGAUAAGUUGCAGUAUACCUGGAACCGGUGGUUCACCUGGUGGUGGUGGAAGUGGAGGUGGAAUUGGAAGUGGUGGCAAUGGUACUGCAAUGAGCCACGGUGCUGCUGAACAGCACCGGACAUUUUCCAACAGUUGUAACGUUGCUCUCAGCGAAACAUCCUCAAGGCAGGAUACCUGCACGGGGCCCCGAGGACAGCAGGCUCGUACCACGAACGGUACCACACCUGCCAAUACUCCUAGGGCCCCGUUACCGCCACAGGUUAUUUUGCAGGUCCUCCCUAGCACGCCCACACCACACCAACACCACAACCUACUCGCAUCCGAUGUCCACCCAAAUUAUCUCGAUCCUGGAGGGUUGGGUGAUUCGAGACAAUAUUUAAAAGAAGCAAGUUCUACACCUCAAACACCAAUUACAGGAAAUCAUUUGGAUGUACCACGUUCUAUCGAUCCUAAUCCAAAUCUUCUCAGUCCAGAAAUUCUCACACAGAGAAGAGGAAGCAGAAGACCGAGUAUCCUUCCUGUACCUGACAUGUUAACGAGUUCAACUUUACAUCUACCAGGACAAGAAUCCUUGGAUCACGAAGGUGACGAAUCGGAAGACGAAAUGGACGAUGACGUUCCAUGGAGAUCGCCUAGUGAAAAAAUAGCAUUUAAAGGGAUAGUCAAAGGUUUUCCACCUGUAUCACCUUUUAUCGGAGUUUCACCUACAUUGUGUUACCUUUUGAAAGAAAAAAAACCCCUUUGCUGUCUUCAAUUAGCUCAGGUUUGCGAACAUUGCACCUAUAGAAACGCUAAGGAAUAUAAUUGGCAGAACAAAACGAUCAUUCUAGCUGCCGAUUAUGCGAGUAAUGGAAUUUACAACUUUAUAAUUCCUCUACGAGCUCAUUUCAGAUCUAAAACAUCUUUAAAUCCGAUAAUUCUACUGUUGGAAAGAAGACCGGAAAUAGCUUUCUUGGAUGCUGUAUCGUAUUUCCCAUUGGUCUAUUGGAUGUUGGGUUCAAUCGAUUGUUUGGACGAUUUACUUCGUGCUGGCAUCACAUUAGCGGAAAAUGUCGUCGUAGUCAACAAAGAAUUAAGCAAUUCUGCUGAAGAAGAUACAUUAGCCGAUUGCAAUACCAUCGUUGCGGUUCAAACGAUGUUCAAAUUCUUUCCAAGCAUAAAGAGCAUAACAGAAUUGUCCCAAUCGAGCAACAUGCGUUUCAUGCAGUUUAGGGCACAUGACAAAUAUGCUCUUCAUCUCAGCAAAAUGGAAAAGGUACUCCUCAGUGCUAGUUCCGGUGACAACUACCACAAUGAGCCUCCGAUGGGCUCUCCGAGAGAAAAGGAGAGAGGAUCCCACAUAUCGUACAUGUUUCGAUUACCAUUUGCCGCUGGCAGCGUAUUCAGUGCAUCCAUGCUCGACACACUGUUGUAUCAAGCUUUUGUCAAGGAUUAUGUAAUAACCUUUGUAAGAUUGUUACUCGGAGUUGAUCAAGCACCUGGAUCUGGAUUUCUCACGUCGAUGAGAAUAACAAAGGACGAUAUGUGGAUACGAACCUAUGGAAGACUUUAUCAAAAACUUUGUUCUACAACUUGUGAAAUUCCUAUUGGAAUUUACAGAACUCAGGACACAACCGUAUCGGAUACUUCGCACGGCGACUCAGACGCAGAGAGCGACGCCGGCGUCGGCGUGACGUACAAGGUGCGUCAUUCGGCGGCUGCAUCGUGCCUUGCAAAUUGUUCAACCCGUGACAAGGGUACCUCAGCUUAUUCGGUGAGCCUGGGUGACGAGGCAAGGGACAAUCACGCUCAACAAAUCGAGAGGGCAGAAAUCGCCAACCUGGUGCGUUCCCGAAUGGAAUCCUUGAAUCUACCUGUAGCCGAUUACGACGACGUAUCAGAAAAACGCAACAGCCUGUCCUACGUAAUCAUCAACCCUAGCUGCGAUUUAAAGUUGGAGGAAGGUGACAUAGUUUAUUUGGUCAGGCCUAGUCCAUUUUCGGCGCAGAAGACCUUCGAGCGUCACAACUCAAGGCGUAAGAGCAACAUCAGCUUUUGCUCGGCACAAUUAGUCUCGCAGAUGAACGCAGCGGUCGCCUCGGCAGCUGGAUUUCCCGGUGGUUGUCCGGGUGGUAGCCGUCGAGGUUCGGCCAUUGGCUUGGCCAGACCACCCCCAUUAGGUACAACAAAAUCGAACUCUUUGUCUCUUCCCGACAGUCCUACAGUAGCCGGUACACUUAGAGGACGUUCGAAUUCCUUGAGAGUAGUCGAUGACAUCCUAUUGAGACGUAGCAACUCUUUGAGACAAGGACUCACCGUUUCGAGGAGAAAAAGCAGCUUGGAGGACAUCGGAUUGGGUGCUUUACCACAUCCCACCAAUCACAACCCUAUAAAGAUAGCGCUCAACGGAUCUAUCGGUUUGGAAGUUACUCCACCGGAAGAAGGUUCUAUGGGUGGUGGGGGUGUAGGUGCAAGUAAUACGGGAAUACUCGAUGUUGGUUUACCAUCAAUACCGAGUAUGGGUCUUGGAUUUGGACCUUCAUUGGGUACAGGACUGUGCAGUUCCUUAGGUGGUCUGUACGAUCCAUCUAAUCUUCAAAGUCCCAUGGUGCAAUCACCCCAAUCACCGCAAAUUCAAGCAACGCAAGAUCCACAGCACAUACAGGGAACGAUAGUAUGAUAUAACCUUAUGUGGGGACGCAGACUAUCCGGCGUAGUGCGAAACAAAUGGCUCUAGCGUUCCCACAUAUUUAGGUAUAUAUUAGUAAUCGUACAAGUCGUUUUAAACGAGCGGUAGCGUGCUUCUUCGUAAUCAUCAAACGGUGAUAUCUCCCCCUCCCCAACCAUCUGAUUCAUCACUACAAUCCUGACCCCCUGACUACCCAUGCAUACAACACGAUCGUGCAUGGAAUUUCGAUGGAAAAUGUGCAAAACCACCGCAUUGCGCCUUUUACCAUCGUUUAUCCUUAAUCCAAAUAGAAUUUAUUGUUAGACGAACCCCCACCCUCAAGUAGAUGAUACUCUUAUGAUGCAGCAGUAAUAUUAUUUCCUUACAGUUUUUUUUUUAACUACCCUAACGAUUUACAAACUGUGAUAUAUUAUACUUUCGUAUGCGUUACCUUUUUAUCUAUCGUUGUGAUUUAUUUUUCUAUUUCAAUUCGUUUGAUAAUUUUUUCUAUUUUUUCUUUUUAAUUUAUUGACAAAAAUAAAACAACAAAGGCGAAAGUAUUACGACGAAAGGAGUAAACUUUAAAUCUUUUCAUUCAAAUAAUUAAUAUUCUAUGUGUGUUCAACAUAACAAUAUGUAUAUAAAUUGAAGACAUUUUUCUGAACGAUUUACUACUACUACUGUCAUCAUCAAACAAAUUGAUCUACUCACAAGCCAAGUCGUUCUCCUACUCGUUCGCGUAGCAAGCAAAGUGAUUGAUCUUUUCGUCAAUCGUAAAUGGGGAGGGGGAGGGGUGGGUCAACGUGACGUUUUAAAACAAAUGAUACAUAAUAAAAUAAGUGAGAUUCCUAACCAGAAAGAACCAACCAACAAAUAUUAAAAACACGCGGUUUAUUCUAUUAAUCAUUUGAAAAGGUCUCGAUCGGUGACAAAUAUCUAAUUUGGAAUUUUUUUUUUUUUUUUUUUAUAAAGAGACAG